Molecule: messenger RNA, 534 nt
Organism: Cylicostephanus goldi
Lineage: Eukaryota; Metazoa; Nematoda; Chromadorea; Rhabditida; Strongylidae
Source: the annotation of a GenBank genome assembly
AUGGCGCAUAUAAUUUUCUUUUCAAAUCAGUAUACGAGAUCUAUCGUUUCUGAUGACUAUGCGGCACCACAGUUGAAACCUAAGAAAGAGCGCAUCAAAAGGGGAAAAGACGAGAAAGAAGCGGCAGUCGUGCUUACCAACCGGCAGACUCAAAAUAAUGAUGAUGAGCUUUCCGUAGCCAAAGAGCUUGAUAAAGUCCGAAAAUCGCUGAAAAGAGCAUGGAAACAGACACCAAGCGUUGAUUUCUAUUCCUUUGUCAUUGAUCCUAAUGACUUUGCCACCUCGGUUGAGAAUAUGUUUUAUGUUUCAUUUUUGGUCAAGGAUGGCCGUGUACGUCUAGCGUUAGGUGAAAAUGGACUCCCUGUGCUCUUGCACGUUUCCGGCGAAGAACGUGAAAGAUUACAUGUUGAUGAUCGGUCAGCAGCUGAGACACAUCAAGCCAUAUUUUCAUUCAAUUAUGAUAUGUGGGAGGCUAUGGUGAAAACAAUGAAAGAGCAGCAGGCAAUACGAUCUCAGAAUCCUCCAGAUACGUAA